Messenger RNA from Vanrija pseudolonga, 1622 nucleotides. It is a transcript of the gene lchn, whose product is annotated as Protein LCHN. NCBI's taxonomy places the organism in Eukaryota, Fungi, Basidiomycota, Tremellomycetes, Trichosporonales, Trichosporonaceae. Gene Ontology annotation, cellular component: lipid droplet. The record is from RefSeq and is a predicted model, not a curated record. Bases 18 to 1592 code for a protein of 524 amino acids. The transcript is spliced from 6 exons.
AACACAUCACCACCUCCAUGCCGCCAACAUUCCCGCCCAUAGCGGCGCUCUUCCUCACUCACUUUGACGACCUCAAGGGGCAAGAGGUAGCCUACUACCGCUCCCUGUCGGAGGAGACGCUCCCGCCGAAGUUGAUCGAGCACGCGACGCUGCCGUCGGGCCUGCACCUCCUCGACGCGGAUGUCGUGACGUUCGCGCACCACGGGUUCCCGGGCGUGGGGCUGUUUCGUUCCCGCCAAGCAGAGGGCGGGCGCGGCCGGCGGAUGGGCACGAUCGGUGUGGUCCUGGCACCCCCCGGCGCACCGGACAACCUGUUCGACCUCGCCGGCCCCUUGGAAGACAUCUACGACCGCCUCGAGGGCCUGGACAACCCGUUCGCCAAGACGGGCGAGGACAAGGCCGCAGCCAGCGCGUACCUCGACACCGUGUGGGAGCAGUACGCCGCCCCGAGCCUCGGCGCGCCUGUCACCCAGUCGGGCAGGGCGCUCGCCGAGCGGCUGGCGCGCACGAGCCCCGCCCACCCCGUCACGUGUGUCCCUGCGCUGCUGUCUAUCCUCGGGCCGUCGAUCGUGACGGUGUACAAGGCGAGCCUGUCGGGCCAGCGCGUGCUGCUGUACGGCACGCCGCCCCUCCUCCCCCUCGCGGCGUUCGCGUGGGCCGUCUGGGCCAUGGGCCUGCCCACCGCCGCAGCGGUCACGGCUGGUGCGCGGUCGUCGGCGUGGCUCGGUAACGUCGGGCUUAUGGACCUCGACGAGCUGAAGAAACGCGUCGGCGGCUGGGUUGCAACAACUUCCGACGUCGUGUUCAAGUCGCACACCGACGCAUACGACAUCUUCAUCGACUUCUCCAAGUCGCUGCCUGCUGACGGGUCGGACGUGCGCGCGCCCCAGCCCAAAGCGCCGGCCACGCCUGUGGUGCUCGGCACGUCGCCCAACCCCAAGGGCGGGCGGCCCACCACCGCGGCCCUGUCGUACUCGUUUGGGGAUUUAGUCCUCUACCGCUCGCUCGUGUACCUCGACGAGUCGCCGACGAGCGUGCAGGCGCGCACGGUGGGGUUCAGCGCGACGUCGCGUCGCGGCGGACUGUGGCUGCUAGUCUUCGAGGUCCUCGAACGUCUCUGGAACCUCUGUGUUGGCGUGUGCGAGUUUGCGAUCGGCAGAGGCAGGGUGGGAGCCAUCGCGCUCGAAGAAGACGAGGACACGCUCCAGCACCUCCUGAGUGCCGACGGGCGGCCAGAGCUCGACGAAGUGGGCAACGACGAAGACGACGACAACGCUCAAGAUCUGCCCAACCUCGCCGCCGCUGCUGCAGAUGACGACGGCCCGAUCCAAGACGACACGGCGCGCCGCGGCCGCCUCAUCCUCGGCCAGCUGCGCCACAACACACACCACCUGUAUGCGCGGCUGCUGGCCGUGGCCGCGGGCAAGUGGGAGCUGAGCGAUGCUGACCUGCGCGAGCUCACCGGCGCGUCUCGCCUGUCGCCUUGGUCUGGCCGCGGGUCUGCUGACUCUCGCUUCUGGCUUGCUCUGGCGCGCACUUGGAAUGUGGAGCCGGUAGCUGAGCCAGCGGGCGACGGAGAUGCGGCUCAGUAGUGGCAGUAGAAAUCUAGACAUGGACGCCAU